Molecule: messenger RNA, 435 nt
Organism: Microdochium trichocladiopsis
Lineage: Eukaryota; Fungi; Ascomycota; Sordariomycetes; Xylariales; Microdochiaceae
Exons: 1
Coding region: 1-435 (144 amino acids)
Source: RefSeq, a predicted model, not a curated record
AUGGUGGGCGUUGCUUCCUCCAUCCAGACUUUAAGUCUGUUUUGGGGCCUCUCGAUGGCCGGCCCUGUUCCCGCUCCCGCUCCUGCUCCUGGACCAAUUUUGUCAAACGUUACAGCGCACGACCUCGAGAUACACAAUGUCCAAAGGGACGACUACCCGCCAAUCAAGCUUCAAUAUUACACCGACUACGCCUGCACCAAGUACAAUGUCGACUUUACCAUCCCCGCCAAUACCGGCUGCUAUAACUACAACUAUGCCGGCACUCAUUCGGUCAAUGCAGUCUCGUGGCCCCGCAAGGACGAGGGGAAGGUGACGCUUGUCUGCAAAUACUACGCCGUCAAGGACUGCCAAGGAGCAGGCCACGAGGUGGGAAACGACGAAUGCGUCAGUGAUCUCAAGCGGUUUGAGAGUCUUUACUGCAUAUUUUAUCACUAG